Messenger RNA from Ananas comosus (pineapple), 6011 nucleotides. RefSeq lists its product as uncharacterized. Bases 235 to 5358 code for a protein of 1707 amino acids. The record is from RefSeq and is a predicted model, not a curated record. Gene Ontology annotation, molecular function: structural constituent of nuclear pore. Gene Ontology annotation, biological process: RNA export from nucleus; protein import into nucleus. The transcript has 30 exons. Lineage: Eukaryota; Viridiplantae; Streptophyta; Magnoliopsida; Poales; Bromeliaceae. Gene Ontology annotation, cellular component: nuclear pore inner ring.
GUAACCUAACCCUAAUGAACUCAUCCGCUAAGCCAUGUCAUUCAAAAUGCAUAUGACAAAUAAAGCAGAUGGAAGGCUGAACAAUUAGUGAUUGGAAGCUGAAAUCACAGAAUUAUGGGUGGAAGAAAUGUUGAUUGAAGACAAUUUAAUAUUGGACAUUUUGUUCCUUAUUAUGAUAACUUCACUACCUGUAAUGUUGGCCAAUGGAAGACUUUAUUUUCGAUUUUCAAGGGUAUGUUAAGUGGUUCAUUUGAUGUUGGAAAACUAGCCGUAUCUGUUGAAGCAAAAAAUUCUUUCUGCUAUGCAAAAGCUCAACUGCUGCUAAUUCUGAUUGAAACUUUGGACUUGGAAAAUCUUCUCCAAUUGGUUCAUGAUGAAGUGCCUUUCAGGCAAGGCUUUUCUGCAUUUUCACUGUUAGAUGUUCAAGAGAUGGAUGCUGAAGUUUCAAGUCUCUCCGACUUAGGAUUCAGGGAAUCAGGGCCUUUAAUUCUUGCAUGGGCAGUUUUUCUUUGCUUGCUUUCGUCUCUCCCAGAAAGCAAUACUGAUUUGUUUACGGAGAUUGAUCAUACUUCCUAUGCCCGACAAGCCUUUGAGGCUGCAGCUUUCAUCUACUUACUUGAAAUACUUCAAAGCAACACCUUGAGGGAAUCAGAUGGGCCUGUUUCUGGUUUCUUAAGUGUCUUGAGAACACUCAUUUCGUCAUUUAUUGCAUCCUAUGAGAUUUCUCAGCAGGCUGAAGAUGAUUCUCUGAACAUGAUUUUAGACAUCUUAUGCAAAAUUUAUGAUGGCGAGGAGUCACUUUCUGUACAGUUUUGGGACAAGGAAAGCUUUGUUGAUUCUCCAAUUCGAUCUGUUCUUUACAUGUUAGAGAAAGAGUAUCCAUUGCGACUAAUUGAGUUUAUUCGCUUUCUAUCUGCUGUUUGUGGCGGAGCUUGGUCCGCACAAUGUGUUUACAAUUACCUAGAGAACAUGAGUGGGAUAACAACGUUGUAUGAGAUACCUGGUCGUGCUGGUGUUGCGAACAACUAUGACCUUAUAGAGAUUCAUUACCAAAUAGGUGUUCCUGGUAUUGAAGGCUAUGUACUUCCAACUGGUACUUGUGGUUAUAUAUUAAAACUUAUUGAUGACAAUGUUGCAUUGGUUCGCUGGAAGUGUCCACAUUCUGGAGUUUUUCUUUUACUCCUCAUUUUGGCACAUGGGCUCCAUUCAUUCAAUUAUGAAGAAGUUUAUUAUAUUGUUAAUUUGCUUUACCGGAUGAUAUCUGGAAACAAGGCAUUGUGCUUUUCUUUGUUGCAUGCUGACAAGUCAUUACGUGUUCGAGCUUCUAAAGAGAGUGGGCAAAUCGAAGAGGAUGUUAGGAUUGAUGUAGUUAAUGUUUUCUGCACUUCAAUAUUCAAGUUAAUCCAAGAUGUCAGCAAUGCCAGUAUAGUGGCCACUUCGUUCAACAUAUUAUCGGAAAUGAUUAAGUGUGCCCCUUCUCGCGUGUUUGAGGUUGCAUUGAAGUCGAAUGUGUUUGAAAUGGAAAUGAAUGGACAAUCAAGUAGUUCAUGGUUUCUAUCAAGGGGGCUUGCAAGGAUGCUUUACGCAGCCUGUGAAGAAAAUCGCGACUGUUGCAUGUUGACAACUUCAGUGCUUGAUUUCAUUAUUCAAGUUGUGGAGAAAGGUGCUGAGGAUAAUGUGGUCUCUGCGCUUGUUGUCUUCUCUCUUCAAUAUGUCCUUGUUAAUCAUAUGCACUGGAAAUUCGAGAAGACUGCUGGCUGGAAAGCAACACUCAAGGUUCUGGAACUGGUGAAAAGCUGUAUUAGAACUACCCCAAUUACAAGUAAACUUGGUGGCCUUGUUCGGGACAUUAUACUGUAUGAUUCAUCUAUACAAAAUGUUCUUUGGCGAAUUUUGUUUACAUCGAUGCAAAUUUUGGAGAAGUUGUAUGCGACUUGCCAUCAUCAGUUGGAGUUAGAAGAUGUACAGCUUGUUGCUUGUUGUGUCCUUGAUGUUUUUUAUGAUAUGCUAGCUGAUCUAUCAGAGGAAACUUAUUUGCACCAACCAGCCUUCGUGAAUAUGCUGCUAUCAUCUACAGCAAAACCAAUGCCUUUUGUUACUGCUGUAGUGAUGUUAAUUUCCUCUUACAAUUUGGCAAUACAAGUUGCGGCGGUAAGAGUAUUUUCCAUGUUGUGCUUUAUAUCUUCAAGAACUGAGACAGAAUCAGUGGAGAAUGCCAACUUUCUUGCUGAUUCUAUGCAGAACAACAGAUUAUGUGUGGCCAUCUGUUGCAUUUUGGAUGAGAAAGAGAGCCAAGAUAAUUGUUUGAUCAUUGAAGUAUUUAAGCUACUAAAUUCUGUUGCUUGUUAUCAGCCUGCUCUCCUUGUUUCUGUCAUGGUGGAAGAAAAUGAAGAGACUUUGUUGAAAGAUAAUGGUGACAUGAAAAGUCAUCUUACUCGAGCUUCUCUUAUCAAGCCUGUAAAAUUGAGAGAUGCUAAUUUGAUAGGCUUAAUUUUGAAGUAUAUUCAAAGGUCCACGGAUUUACUUGAUAGUGAUCCUCACUUGCUUCUGAGUGUUCUUGAUUUCUUUAAGACAUUAUGGGAAGGAGGUAUUCAAUAUAUUGCUAUUUUAGAGAGGUUAGGAAGCUCCGAACUGUUCUGGGAGAACUUGUCAGCCUGUAUAUCUACCUACAGUGAUAAAAGUAAAUUUUCAGUUGUUGAACUGAAUGAUGAAAGCGAACGACUGCCUCUAAGGUACCGUUGUCAUUGUAGAGUAUUGGAGAUAAUGGCACAUGAAAUCUUUUUACAGGAAAGACUUUUACAAGGUGAGAAAUCAAAAACUCUCACUGCUAAUACUUCGAAAGAACAGGUUCAGCCUUCAAAUAAGCUGUACCUCAGAGUGCUGCUAAAAAAGUGGUGUGAUGGUCCUAUUAUGGAGAGCUUGAUCAAAUCUUAUUCCUCCAGUGGAUAUGAAAAUGAGCUUGUUCGUCAAGCAAAGGUGGCUGUUUGUGUAUUAAUAGUGCACCUAAUAAUAAAGUUAUCAACUGGUGAUUCUGGGAGCUUGUCUCUUGCACUCGUUAGGAUGAUACAUACCAUAUACCAGAAGUUGAGUGAACAUCCUGCUUUUGCUGUCCUUUUAGCACGAUACUCAUUGAGAGGUUAUAGUUCCGGGGAGGAUGUCACCAAUUUGGUAAUCAACGAUCUCUAUUACCAUAUACAAGGAGAGCUCGAAGGUCGUGAGACCACUCCAGGUCCCUUUCAAGAGCUUUUCUCUUUUCUACUUGAUUUAGGAGCUUUCCAAUUUAGAGAGCAGAAAGAAGAUCAAAAUAUUCUCGAUGAUUUUUGUAUGUUUGACAUUUCUCGCAUACGGCGUGAGCUUGGCUUUGAACUAUGGGAUUAUUCUGAUUGGAAGGCAUCCAAAGAAGUCGCUGAGAAAAUGUUCCAUCAUAUGCAUAAAGCAAAUCUAAUGAUCUCCCUGGCAAAUUCUAAGCUUUUUGGCUUAAAAGCUUUAAUAAAAGCUUUAUCUGUCUACAAUGGAAAUAUUGGCAGAAGAAAUUUGACUUUAUUGGACAAAGGAAUCUCUGAGCCACUUGUCAUAUCAAGCAUCAAGCUUUUUUGCAACUCUUUACAGGAUACAGUGGAUUCAGUAAUUCCAACUCUCAACGCAGACGUGAUUUUAUUAGAUUUUCUCUCAGCUCAGGAAGAAAUGUUGCUCACCCUCUCGACAAUCUUACUUUGGCACCACCAACAGAGUAAAACCUGGAGAAAUGUGUAUCCUGUAUUUUUGCUUUUUUUAAAGGUUUCAAGCUCUGGCAUCAAAUUCCUAGCUGAUAUAACUACAUUCACUCCUACACUUACUAAAUCAUUGAAGCUUCUCCUCCUGUUACUUCUGACUUCACUUCAGUUCAGUUACACACAGAAAAACGAAACCGAUGAAUCUGACAGAGAACUUAACCUAUUUGCUGAUGUUUCUCUUGUGAGUGUUGGGUUGUUACCUGUGCUUUGCAAGUUUGCAGAGAAAUCAGAAUAUACUGAUCUUUCUGUGGCAUCGAUUGAUAUGAUUUUGAAGGGCUUUCUUAUUCCUAAUAUUUGGUUGCCUGUCCUACAAAAGCACUUGCGGCUGCAGCUCCUCCUCCAAAAAGUUCAAAGUAACGGCACUGAAUCCACGAGUUCAGUGAUACUUAAUUUCUUGCUGACGUUGGCAUGCACAAAGGGAGGCGCAAAGAUGCUUCAUUCAGCCAGCAUUUUUUCUUCUUUGAGGCUCCUUUUGCAGUCAACUUCUGAUGAGCCUUUUCUAUGUAAUGGUACUGUAUCACCCAUUGGCAUCGAAGGAAAGCAUGUGCAUCUCUGGCAGUUCAGCAUAGCUAUUAUUACCUCGGUGAUCUAUUCUCUUGGUGAUGAUGUGUCUUGUGCAGACGUUGUUGACAAUGCCAUCCAUUUUCUUUCAGAGAAGUUCUCCAUAAUUUCCUUUCUUUUAUCUGCGCCAACCUUUCCUAUUAAUGAUCAGAACACUAAAAGAGCACGAAAGGAGAAACAAGCUACAUCCCUUGCAUCUCUUAAUCUAAUUGAACAAGUCCUCAUGCUUAUAUGUGUUCUUGUGAGAUAUCAGGCUUCAUGGAGAAAGGGUAUGGAACAAGUAGAUUCAGAACUAAGAGAGGCUGCAAUCCACCUCGUAGCCUUUAUUAGCAAGGGAGCACAGAAGAUUGGAGAUUUAUUAAAUAGCCCACCAAUUGGAAAAGAGGAGUUUGAGCUUGAUGACCACCCGCCACUCAUUAAAAGCAAGAGUGGAUGGUUUGCUUCCGUUGUCAAUGCAACAAUUCCUAAACCCUCUCCUACACCCUUGUCACUUGUGAUCAAAGAUCAGAAGGCUAAUCAAGAGUCAACUAGUUUGGUUAAUCAGACACUUUUCACGGAGAUGGUUGCUGUACAAAUCUAUCGAAUUGCUUUUCUUGCUCUGGAAUUCCUCUGCAUACAAGCUAAAGCAGCAGUGAAUAGGGUGGAAGAAGUAGGGUUUGUUGAUCUUGCUCAUUUUCCUGAGCUUCCCAUGCCUGAAGUUCUGCAUGGAUUGCAGGAUCAAGCGAUCACUAUUGUCACUGAAGUUUGCGAAGCCAACAAGUCGAAAAGUCUUCAGAAGGAAGUCGAGAGCAUGUGUCUCCUUUUGUUACAGACUCUGGAGAAAUCCUUAUACCUUGAACUUUGUGUAUCACACUCUUGUGGGAUCCGCCCUGUCUUGGGUCGCGUUGAAGACUUUUCCAAGCAAAUUAAAGCAAUGUUUCACGUGGUUGAACAGCACAAAAACCUCAAAGCAUCGUUAAGGUCACUGAAGCAGAUUACAACUCUUCUAUGCCCAGGAUUAUUUCAAGCUAGCAAUCUUAUCUGACUUCUUUCAUAUAAGAUUCUUUACGUGCUACUGCAGAACCUGACAAGAGGGGAAGAACAAAAAGGCCCAAGAUAUGGGAAUAGCUGUACUCGCAUGCAUGCGAAGGCUUCGGAUUCUCGUCAUCCGUGGGUAAUACUACAGACUGUUGUAUAGAGGGUUACUCUUUUUGUUGCUGUUGAGGAAAUUCGUUUCACUAAUAUAGGGACACUAAUGUGAUUUUUAACCAUCCUGGCACAUUUCUGUUUUGCCUUAUGCCGCGUGCUUGUGAGUACUUUGAAAGAAUCAGAACUUGAGCAAAUGGUGAGAUUUUUUGUAGGACGAAUGGAAAGCUUUGUUAUUUUGGAGCCAGUGUUGAUGGUGAAGAUCGGCAUCUCAUACUCAAGACUUGUGAAGACCGAAAAUCGAAGAUUGACCCUCUGGCUUUUUGCUUGAUCAUUGGAUAUCUGUGACUUCUUUUAAGUUUCAUUCUGAAUUAGCAUUUCUUUAGAUGGUUUUUGUUUAAAUGGGCGAACAACUAUUGUAUUGGAUUUGUGGUUAUGGACGGUUUUGUCUACAAGAAGGAAAUUAAGCGAAGUUAGUUCAAUUACAAGAUAUACUUCAUGGGGGGUAUGUAAAAUGCAAAUUUCUUAUGAUUGUGUUCUCUCCAUCUAAAA